AUGGCUUUCAAAGUGGCCAUCGUCGGUGUUGGGUGUCGUUUCCCAGGAGCAGAUGACAUCGACCAAUUUUGGAAAGUUCUCAAAAAUGGUGAAAAUCAUGUGAUUGAAGUGCCAAAAAAUCGCUGGAAUCUUGAUGCAUUUUACCACGAAGAUGCCGGAAAACCAGGGAAAACCAAUGCUCGAAAAGCAGGUUUUGUUCAAGGAGAAAUCAACGAUGAUAGGAUAUUCUUUGGAGAGAAUGGUUCAGAUGCAAAAUUAGAAAUAACGAAUCUCCAACUUUUCAUACCCGUAAUAACACCAUCAAUUGAAGUAGAAACGAGAAUAUUCAACUCGUUAACUAAAGAUAUUGAAAUAGAUUUUCUUCAUCGUAACACGGUAGGUAGCAUGACUUUAACGGGAGAAUCCACCACGUGGCCAAUCACUAACACUAUUAAACCAGCAAGAUAUGUAAUGGUUGGUUUCAAGAACUUACCAGAUUCUCAAACGAAUAACAAUAAUGCCUAUAGAGUGGCAAUGAACCAAACUCAAAAUCCUUUAAUCCAUAAAGUUCAAGUAAGAUUAAACAACGAUAAUUAUCCUAACCAACCUUUAACAAUUAAUCCAACCACAAAGAAUUAUAAUGAAUUUUAUAGAAACCAUAAAAAUAUGUGUGAAUUAUUUGGAAAUCUACCUUAG
Lottia gigantea (owl limpet) is the source of this 675-nucleotide messenger RNA. RefSeq lists its product as hypothetical. NCBI's taxonomy places the organism in Eukaryota, Metazoa, Mollusca, Gastropoda, Lottiidae. Gene Ontology annotation, biological process: fatty acid biosynthetic process. The transcript is spliced from 2 exons. The coding region runs from base 1 to 675 and encodes 224 amino acids. The record is from RefSeq and is a predicted model, not a curated record. Gene Ontology annotation, molecular function: fatty acid synthase activity.